Molecule: messenger RNA, 3240 nt
Organism: Plasmodium gallinaceum
Lineage: Eukaryota; Apicomplexa; Aconoidasida; Haemosporida; Plasmodiidae
Gene: PPM1
Product: protein phosphatase PPM1, putative
Exons: 2
Coding region: 1-3240 (1079 amino acids)
Biological process (GO): protein dephosphorylation
Molecular function (GO): protein serine/threonine phosphatase activity
Source: RefSeq, a predicted model, not a curated record
AUGAAUUUAUACGAUAAUUUAAAAAAAGACUCUAUUUAUAUAUACGGGAAAAUACACGAAUUGCUAGAUCAUCUAAAUAAUCAUAAUUUUAAGUGUUAUAUUAACAAUGAAAAAAAUGUAGAUUUAUCAAAAGAAUUUAAAUAUCAAAAAAAAAAAGGAGUUGAGUUUAUCUCUAUUUUAGAUUAUUAUGCAAGAUUUAAAAAUAAAGAAAGUGAGUUCCUUAUUUUACCAAUUAUCUUUAAUAAGGAAUAUGAAAUUUUAUAUAUAGGAGUUUCUAUGCUUUUCAAAGAGAAUUUUUCGGUGGAAUAUAAAAGUAAUUGUUAUAAUUAUAUAGAGUUAUUUAUUUAUAACAUAGAUAAAAACAAUGUAAAUAAUUAUGAAAACAGUAUUACUUCUAAUAAUAAUAGAAGUAUUUUUAAAUUACUUAUAAAUUUAGAGGAUUUAAAAAUUUCACAUAAAGAAGAAAUAAUAAAAAAUAAUAUAAAUAGAAUUAUGAAUAACAGAAGUAAUGUGCAAGGAUUAUAUUUUAAAAAUAAUAAUUAUUACAAUGAUAAUAAAAGGAAAGAGCAUUCCUUCUCACAAGUAAAUCAUCGUUUGAAACAAGAAAAUUAUUUAGUAAAUGGUAGUAAUAUUAAAUAUAAUAAUGAUAAAAAUUUUAAAUUAAGAAAUAAUGACCAUUUAAUUAUAUAUAAUACUUAUAAUUCUUUAAAGGAAAAUAUUAACUUGGAAGAAUCAUUUAUUAAUUACUCAUAUAAAAUCCAUACAAAUAAUAGUAAUAACGAUAACAAUAAUAUUAACAUUAAUAACAAUAAUAAUAAUAAUAACAAUACAUGUGUUUAUCACAAAUAUAAUAGUAAUAUUAAUAGUGGAAAUAAUACUAAAUGUAAUUAUAAUAUUAGUAGUAAUAAUAAUGACAUCAAUAAAACUAGUAACAGUAACAGUAACAGUGAUAAUAAUAAAUAUAAUAAUGAUGAUCAUGAAUAUAACAAUAGCUAUAAUACUAAUAGUUACAUUAAUAUUAUAAACAACAGUAAUAAUAAUAAUAAUAAUCUUUUAAGUAAUAUUAGUUAUAGUAAUAAUAGCAAUAAAAGGAAUAAUAUUUACAUAAAUGAUACUAAAAACAAAAUUAAUAAUAACAAUCUACAUAAUAAUAAUAAUAGGUAUAACAAUAUCAUUAAUAAUAAAAUAAAUAGUAACACAAAUGUUAGAAAUAAUAGUAAUACCAAUAAUAAAAAUGAUGUGAAUAAUAUUAAUUAUGAUAUUAACAAUAAUAAUACAUAUAAAAACAGCGAUAAUUAUAAUGGUGAUGCUAAUAAUAAUAGUAGUAAUAAUAGUUAUAAUAAUGAUUAUAAUAAUAAUUAUGAUAAUUAUAACGACAAUAAUAAUAAUUAUAAUAACAAUAACUAUAUUAACAAUAAUGAUAAUAAUAAUAAGUAUAAAAAUAAUAAUAGUAAUAAUUAUAUGAAUAAUAUUAAUUGUAAUAAUAACAAUAAAAAUGAUAAUAACAGUUUUAAAAAUAAUAGUAAUAUUAAUAAUGAUAUGAAUAACCUUAAUUAUGAUAUUAGUAAUAAUAAUACUGAUAAUAAUAUAAAUAUCAGUAAUAAUAAUAGAAGCAACAGUAAUUAUGAAGAUGAUAGAAGUAAUAAUAAUAAGAAUAAUUUUGAUAUUAACAAUAAUAAUAAUGGUAAUAUUGAUAACAUUAGUAACGUAUAUAUUAGUGAUAAAGUGAAUUAUAAUAGUUUAUAUGAAAAUCAUCAAAUAAAUAAAAUAAACUACUAUAAAAAUAAUGAGAGAAGUAAUGAAAAUGAAAAGAAUAAUAUAUCGAAAAUGAGUUGUGAAGAUCAUAAUAUUGAUUAUCAACUUUAUUAUUAUAAUGAAACAGAAAACUUAGUUUUAAAUAUAAAGAAGGAUGAUAAAAUCCCAAUGAAUAUUGGAAAUUCUUCCAAUAAUGAUAAUGAAAAAAAAAUAUUUACCUCUUUAAAAGUAAGUGAAUCAUUGCAACAUAAUUAUAUGAAUACUAAAGUAAUCAAUAAUGCAGAAAAUGACAAAUUAAGUGAUAGGGUUAGUUAUAUAAAAUAUAAGAUGACCUACAAUCAAAAUGAUUAUAUAAAAACGAAUGAUAUGAAUUUGAAUAAUUACACUGAAUAUAUGAAAGAUAUAUCAAUUGAUAAUGUUAUAUAUAAAAAUUAUACUCAAGGAAAUAUUAAUGAAAAUGAAAGAUGGAAUAAUUUUAAAUCAGGUUUCUACAGUUUUAAAGGUAAUAGAACUUAUAAUGAAGAUAGGGUAAUAACAAUAGAAAAUAUUAGUGAUUUUAUAAAUAACGAAUAUAAUGAAAUAAUUAAAAAAAAAGAAUUAAAUGAGUCUUUUGAUAAAGAAUAUUUUGAUUUAAUUCAAAGACUACAUCAUAUAGAAACACCUUCAUACAUGUAUUGUGCUAUUUAUGAUGGUCAUAAUGGAGAAAAUGCAGUAAAUAUAAUUCAAAAAUUUUUACAUUUAAAUGUCUAUUCUUAUCUUGUAAACGGAAAUGGAAUAAGUAAUUCAUUAAAAUAUGGUUUUCAAUCUAUUGAUGAACAUAUAUGUAAAUGUACAAUGAUUAAUGAAGAAGAUAACCAUUCGAAUUUAUCAAGUGGUAGUACUGCAUGUGUUAGUAUAAUAUUUAAAAAUAUGUUGUAUAUAGCUAAUAUUGGUGAUAGUAGAUGUGUUUUGAGCAAAAACGGAAGAGCAAUUGUAUUAACUGUAGAUCACAGAGCAAGUAUAAAUAAAAAGGAAGAAGAACGAAUUAUAAAAUCAGGAGGAGUGUUAGAUGAUGAAGGAUAUCUAGGUGGUUGCUUAGGUGUAUGUAGAGGCUUUGGAUCUUUUGAUAAAAAAACAAAAGAAAAAUUAAAAGGUUUAAUAUGUGAACCAGAUUUAUUUCAAAUAAAAUUAACUGAUGAUGAUGAAUUUUUAAUUAUUUGUUGUGAUGGUGUUUUUGAUGUUAUGACUUCUCAAGAGGCUGUUAAUACAGUUAGAGCAUCUUUAGUUCAAAAUUCAAAUGCAAAUAUAGCUUCUGAAGCACUAUGUCGAUUAGCAUAUAAAAGAAAAUCUUUAGAUAAUUUAUCAGUUGUUGUUGUAAUAUUUCAAAAUCCUGAGAUGAAAAAAAAGACAAGUAUAAAUGAAAAUUCAAGUUUGUACUCAAGUCAAACUGGAAGAGUUAGAAGAAGGAUAAAAUUUUCUGCUUUAAAAGAUUUAAUAAAUCCUUGA